Messenger RNA from Cryptococcus amylolentus CBS 6039, 2827 nucleotides. RefSeq lists its product as hypothetical. Gene Ontology annotation, cellular component: mating projection tip. The record is from RefSeq and is a predicted model, not a curated record. Gene Ontology annotation, biological process: regulation of fungal-type cell wall biogenesis. Lineage: Eukaryota; Fungi; Basidiomycota; Tremellomycetes; Tremellales; Cryptococcaceae. The transcript is spliced from 4 exons. Bases 115 to 2604 code for a protein of 829 amino acids.
GUGCUCUCUCUGUCCUCUUUCUCCUUUUCUUUUCUCCCCCCGCUGCCCUCGACCCCCACCGCCACCAGUCACGACGCGACACGACACGUACCCCACUCGCGGGUCGAACGCAUCAUGCCCUUCCUCCAAUCCCUCACCAGCUUCUUCUCCCAAGCCCCUCAGCCGUCAUCAACAAACAAUUCCCGGCGGUCGGUAAUUGAUUCGACGCUUGAUGCUUUCAGCUUGCCCACCCAUCUCGGUACGGGGAGUCCUGUAGGAGGGUUUGCGAAUGGGUAUGGGGAAGGUCCUCAUUUGGAUAGUGCGAGCUCUUCACCUGGGCCGAGCCGAAGGGGGAGUAAUGCGUAUGGCUCUUAUGGGCCCAACGACACUUUCAACUCGGCCUCACCAAACUACUACCCCCCCCUCUCCCACACCCUCCACCGUCUCCGGAAAACGCUCGCCCUCUCUUUCCCCGAGCUGCUCGAAACCUUCAACGGCCCCGUCGAGCCCAUGCUCUUGUCGACAUUUGAAUCCGAGCUUGGCUGUCCUUUACCCCGGGCAGUCAGAGACAGCCUGACGAUAAUAGACGGGCAGGACUUUAGCGCUACGAGCCAUGUGUCUGGCAAUGGCGGCCUGUUCUAUGGGCUGCAUUGGUUGCCUUUGGAAGAGGUCAUGCGGGAGUGGGCGUUCUGGAGAGCUGCAGAACACGACCCGAAUGUGAGCGAGAACAAGGCUGUCUUGGCGACGAUGGCGAGUGUCCCGCCUCUAUGGAUCAAGACGCGAUACGCCUGCAAAGGCUGGAUACCCCUCCUCUCGGACCGAGCGGGCAACUAUGUCGGCGUCGACCUCGACCCGGGGACGAACGGCUCCUGGGGGCAGGUCAUCCUGUUUGGACGAGAUUUCGAUAGAAAGUGUGUAUUGUGGGGAGGCGAUGGGGAAGGAGGGUGGGGAAAGUGGUUGAGCAUUUUCGUGAAGGAGAUUGAGACGGGAGAAGGGUGGGAGGCGGAGCAGGUCAGCUCGUCUGAUGAAGAAGAGGAAGCGGGGUACACUAGCUAUAACGGUGGAGGCAGCUAUGGCGAUGUGGGCAGUGGGCUGAAGCUCGCUGGGGAGUAUCGCGGGUGGAACGUGUUGGAAGCGUGGUGGGAUAAGAGUGUGCGCAAGUGGGAGGCGCUGGGGAUGGGGUUGGAUAUUGAGGCGGUGGAGAGGGGAUUGGCGGAGGCGAGACGGUUGACGGGGUAUGUUGAGAAGGGUAAGGGGAAGGAGAGAGCCGAUGGGCUGAAUGUCAGUACGAGCGCGGCCAACAGCCCUGUUGACGCCACAUCACCCCCACUUGCUGCCCUACCCACUACCCCAGUCCCUCGCGAUUCGGACGUCCUCCUCCCACCUUCCUCACCCGAACAGCAGAUCCCCAAGAUCCGACAUCCAGCACCCUCCCCCGUGAGGGUCAUUACACCCCUAACGUCGACUAUCGAGCACCCUCUCAAGGCCGGCGGGUCUGGCUCAGGUUACCUGUCGCCGCCGACCAAUUCUCCGCCGAGGAGUAGACGGCGGAACCAGCCUCCUCCUGCGCCUGCUCCUGCCGCGCUUGAUCUUCCCACGAGAGCCGAUAUCCAAGCAAUGUCUGCGAUCGCCCAGGCCGAGACUGCGGGGCUAAGAGGUGGAUGGGUGAUGAACCUCGAUACAUCCGCCGGCAACGCCCACCGCCGUUCCACCCUCAACAACCUCCCCUUACCCUACCCCAUCCGCUCUUCCCACUCAUCCCACUCAUCCAGCGGCCGGCCGAGCUUGGAUACUGCCGAGAUGGUGGACAUUGACCUGGAAGGCGGUAAAGCCGAGCGCUUUGGGAGUCCCAAGAUGACGCCGGAAGAAGCUGAGAAACAGGCGGAGGAAGAGAGGCUGGCGCAUGCGGGGUUGGAGCACAGGCGCAUGUCGCCUGUGGGGUUGCCGGGGGCGGUGAGCAUGUCGAGAGCGACGUCGCCGUUGGCGAAUGAAAUCGGCGGACCCCAACUUGGCGAGCGUACGCCGAAAGCCUCUCCCAGGGCACCCCUCUCGCCGAGUUAUCCUCCUACCCAAAUGCCUUACACGCAAUCACUUUCUCCGCAGCCUGGGUCGGGGUCAAUACCGAAUUCGCCCCUCUCGCCGCUUGUGUCGCUAUCCCCGUCGUUUGAGGGUCAGACACCGACGUCGGCUAUGGGGUCUUCCUCCCUCAUUCGCCCGCCUCCGUUGGCUGCCAACCCUUCGUUGUCCCCGCGGUCAUUCUCGGGUACGUCCUUUGGGACAGAAGAAGAGAAAGACCGGCCUGUCAUCCGCGCUGCAGAGUCUUACUCUCGCGGUCGAGCCACCGGCUCUGGCUCUGGUUCUGGAUCGCUCGCGAGCCCGAAUAAGAGUAUGAACGGUACAUCCUUCGCUCCGGGUGGGAGGGUAAGGAUGGAGAGGGAGAAUAGCGUGAUGUCGACGAAUUCGAAUGAUGAGCUUUUGGAUGGCGGGGGAAGGGAGAGGAGUGUGAGUCCUUCGCCUUAUAAGGACGGGGGUGGUAAGGCGGUGUUGGAUAUGGGUGUAGUGGAGAGCCCGACGACGGCUACGACGAAGGGGUUGGAGGAGGAGUUUCAGGAUGUGAAGCUGUAGCGAGUGCUGCUUUUUCUUUUCUUUUUGCAUAGUUUGGCGCUGGAGACGUUUUAUUGUUAUACCCUCACUUUUCUGGUGGAAUGAGAAGGAGCAAACAUCAGAUUGUCUCUCAUCAUUCACCACUUUAUACCCCUAUCAUUUUCACUCUUCUCUAUCUUUGUGUUGGCGAGUAUCGAUAUGAGACGUAACGAACGACGCUGUGGCAUGUUAUGGACAAUUUCCG